AUGAUGGAGGGUUCAAACACGAGUGCGGCGUCAAUGUGCACCAUAACUGGCCAUGAUCCUCAAUUUGAUCCGGACAUCAUCUUCGACCAUGAAGUAAUUGACCUCACAGAAGGUGCCACCUUCAAUACCCACUCAUUGCGUGACGGAGAACAUCCGUUGGAAAAGGUUCGAAUUCGGCAUCAGACCUUCGAGAGGGGAGAUGUUGCGGAAGCCAAGCAACUCGCCCUGGGUGCAUAUCCGAUUGAGUUUCUGCAAAUCAAAACCAUCGUGAGAGACUACGCUGGUCAUGUCAUUCUUCGUGGCAUCCCUAUCACGAGGACGAGAAAUUUGAUGGGCAAGCUGCCCAAGAAACUGAACGAAGUAUGCAUGGUCCUGCAUAUCGACCGCGGCACAAUGGGUACGACGACGAAUGAAUCAUCCAUCUUUAUCGAUGUUCACCCAGGCUCAAUUGUGAGAAAGAGAAAAUUCACUCUCACAAACUCAAUCUACCCAGACCAUUGCAGCUGCUCUGUGAUGGCCCUGCCGGGCUUCGAUCGAGAUCGGUAUCGUCGUAGCGCGGAGCGCACAGGGCGUCUCGUCUGCCGAUGGGUCAUGAAAAUCUACUUUACAAUGCAGGGUCGGAGGACUCGGCCGGACGAAGAAGUUCUCGAGCGGAUCUCUGCCUCGGAAGUGUCAAACCUGCGAUUCAAAACAUCGGAUGAAACACUGCGAAAUCGUUGGCGCGGCGGAAGGGUGAAAGGCGGUUCAUGGAACGGGAACACGGCUUUUCAUGGCAAUGUGGUAAGCUUGGACGUCCCCUCAUGCCAUCGGCCGUCUCGAUCAAGAGGGUUUGGCCAGAAGUAUACCCUGUUUGACGCAUUUGCUGGUGCCGGCGGCGCUUCUCGUGGCGCGCAGAGCGCCGGGUUCAAGGUGUUGUAUGCGAUUGAUAAAUCGCCCGAUGUCUGGGACACGUACCAGGCGAACUUUCCUGAAACAAUGCUCUAUGGAAUGUCGGUCGACGAGUUCGUUCAAUCAACUAGAAGGGAGCUGUUGCGGGCGGAUGUGCUUCACCUCUCGCCUCCCUGCCAGUACUUCUCACCCGCGCAUACUCGCCAAGCUGCUCACGAUGAUGAGAACAUUUUCGCGCUUUUUGGCUGCAACGAACUGAUCAAUAGGAUUCGCCCACGGAUGAUCACGGUGGAGCAAACCUUUGGCAUUACCCAUGAUCGCCACCAAAAGUAUCUCAAAACCCUGAUUGGGGAUUUCACUCAGUUUGGAUACUCUGUGCGCUGGAAAGUUGUCAGACUUUGUCAUUGGGGUUCGGCUCAGGAUAGGAAGCGACUCAUAGUUAUUGCUGCCGCACCUGGAGAGAGCCUUCCUCCGUUUCCUCUUGACUCACACUCUGAAAGUGGCAGGGCAGGCUGCAAGCCAUUUACAACCAUAUGGAGUGCCAUUCGUGGGAUACGACCAAGGGACCCCCUGCACAGUAUCAGGGACGUUAAGAAGCACCACCCACCAAGACCAGCGCUUGAUACGAGCAGACUCGUAGGAACGAUCACGACAGGAGCCGGUGGCAUCUACCAUCCCGACGGAACGCGGGAUCUGACCCUCCGAGAGUAUGCUUGCUUGCAAGGGUUCCCUCCGAACCACCAAUUUGUCGGUACCAAGACGAGCAUUCGGCGACAAAUUGGAAAUGCAUUCCCACCGAACACAGUUGAAAUGCUAUAUCAACAUUUGCAAGACUGGCUGUUGAAGGCUGAUGGCUUUACCUUGUGUCAGCUACCUGAGGAGAACGUUUAUGUGAUCGACGACGAGGGUGACUUUAUUUCGGACUCGAACUCGACUCCGAGAUUCGGAACGACGAGCUUGCCAUUUGACGAUUUUGUACAGUUGGAUGAUGAUUUCAUGUUUUCAUCCAGGCAGAUAUUGGAAAGGCGGUCCGAUUUUGUAGAUUUAACUUGA
Messenger RNA from Drechmeria coniospora, 1941 nucleotides. Its product is annotated as rid1. Gene Ontology annotation, molecular function: methyltransferase activity. The coding region runs from base 1 to 1941 and encodes 646 amino acids. The transcript has a single exon. NCBI's taxonomy places the organism in Eukaryota, Fungi, Ascomycota, Sordariomycetes, Hypocreales, Ophiocordycipitaceae. The record is from RefSeq and is a predicted model, not a curated record. Gene Ontology annotation, cellular component: nucleus.